GGCGCGGCCUGCCGGGGCCUGUGGGAUGGAGGCGGCGGGCGGCAUCGUCCUGCACGACUUCAGCGGUCGGCUGGGCGAGCAGCGGGUGCACUUCCACGCCAUGCGGCUGCGGGACUCGCUCUUCCUCUGGGUGGGCGCCGCGCCCGCCCUGGCCAGCCUGGCCGUGGCCAUGUGCAGCCCCCGGGACGGCGUGCCCGUGUCCACGUCGCUGCUCGGGGACCCCUCGGACACCGCCUCCGCCUGCCUGGCGCAGCGCCUGGCCAGGAAGACCAAAAAACAGAUAUUUGUCAGCUACAAUCUUCAAAACACGGACAGCAAUUUCACCUUACUCAUAGAAAACAGGAUCAAAGAAGAAAUGAUGGCGUUUCCCGAGAAGUUCUGACUUUCCAUCAUUGUAAAAGAAUUUAAGGUUUUGUUUCAGAAAAAGUGAGUGCACUUUUCACACUGACAUUUAGUAUACUUACUUUGUGUUGCUCUGAUUGAAUUUGCAUUUGUUAUUAAAUGUAGCUGGACCUAAGUACAACUGAAGCUGGAAUUCUCUUUUUCCAAACUUACUACUCUGUUAAAUGGAACAGAAGCAUGCUGCCACGCAGUAACAUCAUCAUAGAAGCGCGUGCAGCGUCUGGCCUUCAUGCAGUGAAAUCAGUGGGAAAUCAGUGCCAAAUCCCAGCAGUAGGACUGAUUUACCACAUAUUAGUAUUGAACACAGUACAGCAGCUUUUACUCGUUCAGAUGAAAACCUAUAAGGGUACCACAGAGCAUUGUCUUUUUGUUUCAGAGGAGAACAAUGCUAUUAGUAGGAAUGCUGAGUAUUAGAAAUGGAACCAUGUGGUUUUUGUAUUGAACAGCUAUAACAUAAAAUGAUCAUUACCUUGC
Oxyura jamaicensis (ruddy duck) is the source of this 876-nucleotide messenger RNA. RefSeq names its product proteasome assembly chaperone 4 (gene PSMG4). The record is from RefSeq and is a predicted model, not a curated record. Gene Ontology annotation, biological process: proteasome assembly. Bases 26 to 382 code for a protein of 118 amino acids. The transcript has 3 exons. Lineage: Eukaryota; Metazoa; Chordata; Aves; Anseriformes; Anatidae.